AUGGAUGGGUGGGGAUAUACUGGCUACCUAUGCUCGGAAAAGUCUCCGCUUAGCAUUUUGGCACUCGGGAAACUGGUUGUUGAGGCUGGAUUCCCGCCUGGGGUUAUCAACUUCAUAAGUGGCGGAGCCGAGGCAGGUCACGCGCUGGCCUCUCACAUGAAGAUUGGUAAAAUCAACUUCACUGGAUCCUCGGCCGCUGGUAGAAAGGUUCAAGUGGCUGCGGCGAACAGCAACCUCAAGCAAUGA
Clonostachys solani is the source of this 246-nucleotide messenger RNA. The record is from the annotation of a GenBank genome assembly. NCBI's taxonomy places the organism in Eukaryota, Fungi, Ascomycota, Sordariomycetes, Hypocreales, Bionectriaceae.